Melanotaenia boesemani (Boeseman's rainbowfish) is the source of this 1185-nucleotide messenger RNA. RefSeq names its product family with sequence similarity 167 member B (gene fam167b). Lineage: Eukaryota; Metazoa; Chordata; Actinopteri; Atheriniformes; Melanotaeniidae. The transcript has 2 exons. The coding region runs from base 79 to 642 and encodes 187 amino acids. The record is from RefSeq and is a predicted model, not a curated record.
GCAUUCUGAGCUAAGCUGCCACUCCACUCCAGAAAGCGGCACCAACGCGAAUCCAAAAAAGUCUUCCCUCUUGCGUCAAUGGAUUUCAAAGAGUUUGGAGAGGAGUCUUCAGAGGGAGACACGGAGGAUCUGGACAACGUCAAAGCGCUAACGGAGAAGCUGAAGUUGCAGACACGCAGACCAUCCUAUCUGGAGUGGCAGGAACGGGUGCAGAGUCGCCCGUGGAAGGAAAUGAAUACAGCAGACAGUCCGGAAUCUGGUGGACAAGACGUUUCCAUACCCGCAAUACUAAGAAAUGAGAACUCAGAGCUAGUAGUGCGCAAUAUAUGUGGCUUUGAUACAAUUGAUGAUGCUUUGGAGUUUCUAAGAAAAGAGCUGAGGGAGAUGCAAGUCCAGGACAACCACCUGGCCCGUCAACUGAUCCGUCUGCGUGGAGAGAUCCACCGGCUGAAAGUGGAGCAGGUGUGCGAUCGUCACAAGGAGAUGCUGGAUGAUGCAACAUACGAGCUAGAGGAAUGCGGAGAGGAGUCGGACCUGUUGUGUGACAUCCCCAUGAAGGCAGCUUUCGCUCUGUCCACCCCUCUGAAACACCUGGGUCUCACCAAGAUGAACAUCAACUCCAGACGUUUCUCACUGUGUUAAAAUAGCAGUCACUUAAUGAGGAUGUUUCCAUCUUCUCUGUGUUUGUUAAGGCAUUUUAUGAAAGUUUCUUCCUCCUCAGUGAGGUGUUGUGGAGUCAGAGCAAGGAGUGGCUGCUAGUCACUGCUACCAGGAACGACAAUGAAAAUUAUAUGUGCCUUGACUUGACAUGAAUGAGGAAACCUCUGUGUGCAGACCUGUGGAGGCACACACCUUUCCUACAGUCAGUUUCCGGCUGGACUGCUCCGCUCCUGACUGUUUGCACAGUGCAGAGUGAUAAAUUAUGACUGAAAUGUAAAGUAGAAUGAAAUUUAUGUUAAAUAUCUUAAAGAUGAUUUUAUCUGGUGAUGCAAAAACAUACCGAAAAUGUUGACUUCAGGACACAAGCAGUGCCUUGGGGAACUUAAUGGCCCCAGUAUAAAUAGGAAACUUUCAGACAGGACACUUACUACUUACCAAACCAUGACCACAGUCUGGAAUGCAUUUAUUUGAAUAGAAAUUAAAAAAAAAAGAAAGAAAACUAACUUGUAAUAGCAAAUAAUCUAU